Molecule: messenger RNA, 2580 nt
Organism: Fundulus heteroclitus (mummichog)
Lineage: Eukaryota; Metazoa; Chordata; Actinopteri; Cyprinodontiformes; Fundulidae
Product: ZnF_C3H1 and zf-CHY domain-containing protein
Exons: 13
Coding region: 429-2462 (677 amino acids)
Cellular component (GO): nuclear envelope
Molecular function (GO): zinc ion binding; nuclear export signal receptor activity
Source: RefSeq, a predicted model, not a curated record
AUAGAGCUUCGGGUUACAGUCUACCAGUGAAGACGAUUCUUGUUGACAACAGUUUUAGAUAUUUAUUAUAAGGCAUUGUGAGGCAGGUGAAAAGUCACGGUAGCUGCAGAAGAGGUUGUAUAUUUCUACCAGGCCAGUGACACCGGACCGUAGAAGAAGAAGAAUUAGUCGCGCAGACAUGUAGCGUUUACUGCGCGGUCAGCUGACCCGUUUGCUAAAGUCCACCUUUACGUGCUUUCUGAAGCUCUAAAAUACUGCCGGGUUUAUCUCCACCCGAUCAAAUAUCUCCGCUGAAUCCGGGUGGAUUCGAGCAGUUGCAGACCCAUUUCAGUGCUUCGUUUUCUGGCCAGGGUUUUAGGGAAGGAUGUGGUCAGGCUGGCUCUUGAUCAGUGCAGCAUUCUGGACCACUUUCAGUCAGGUUUUUGUAAAUGGCUCUUCUUGGAGUCUCAAAUCAUAUGUUGAGAGUGAUGCAGGUUUUAAGAAUGGAGAAUGAAGGGGAAGUGAAAACUGAAGAGGGAAAUUCUGAGUCGGCUCCUCCAGCCCAGCGGCUGUGUCGCUUCUUCUCCCAAGGACGGCACUGUAAUUACGGCAAGAGAUGCAGAUUUCUGCAUGUAAGAGAAGAUGGACCAGACCCUGAGAGGAAAGCUGCCGAGUCGCCCACCCAGCUUGAUGUCACUCUCUCGGGCUCUCAGAACUCCGGUCAACUUAAGGGAGACAAUUCGCCCAUCACCCACAACCCGAAGUUUUCCUCAGCCUCCGCCCGCCGCCCCUGUCGCUACUUUCUCUCAGGGCACUGCACCAUGGAGGACCGAUGUCGCUUCUGGCACCCGCCGCAGUUACCGACGGUGGAAGACCCGUCUGUCACCGCUGUUCAGAGGAAAGCCACGCCGUGCCGCCCUCCAGUGUCCGCCCCCGGCGGCCCGCAGGAGGUGAAGCUGUGCGACAUGACUGAGGACAAGGCCCAGCAGCUGCGAGACACCGAGAUCCAGCAGCUGAAGAAGCGUUUCCCCAAAGAUCAGCUGAUCAUCCAGGAGAGAAGCGACGGAAAACUGACGUAUUACAGGGUGACUGUAGAGGCCACGGAUCCAGACUGGCCUUUCGACCUGAAAGAAGUUGACGUCAUGGUCAGCUUCCCAGACAACUACCCCCUGGAGAUUUUCACAUUAGAGAUACCAUUGGACCAGGACUUACCACCAGUCAUGGCAAAGCAUGUGCAGCAAGCAUCGUUGGAGUGGCUCCAGGCGAAGCAUGCUACCAAUCAGCUGCUGGGAAAGGUGGAGCUGCUCUUCAGGCCUUUUCUUCGCUGGCUGGAUCGGAGCUUGGAGAGACUGUUCACCGCAGGAGCGCGACAGCUUAAGAAGGACAUUGAUUUAGAAAAAGCCGGCCUGCAGUUUAUACCAUACCAGGAGCUAAAGGUUUCGGUGACCGACGCCUCUGACACUGUUUCUGGUGUGGCUGCUGACGAGGAUUUCCGUGACACGACCGAUAAGACGGAAGAUGCGGAGCCAGAGGAAGAAGAGCGGUCGGUGCAGCAGGAUGAGCGCGAUGAAGGUCAGGUGCAGGAGGAAGAUGCGAGCCACCUGGUGGAGAACAUUAAAAUCAGCGACCCCCGCAGAGGCACGGAGGUCAAGCUGCUUGGCCUCAGGCUGGGGGAGAACACCGCCACCGUUAUCGCCCAACAGAUCACCGUUUGUCUGCAGUGCAAUAGGUGUAAGGUGACUGCAGAUCUGACUCUCAGUGGAAGGACGGCCUGCUCAGCUCAGUGUGAGAAGUGCAACGCGGACAUAAACGCUGCGUUCAGGCCGUGCAUGAUCCACCAUUACAGCGACGUUCUGGGAUACCUGGACCUUCACAACGCCACGGCGUCUGACCUGGUACUUCAGGACUGCAGCCUGACUGUGGGGUGCCUUAGCUGCUCUCAGGAGGUCCCCGUGGAGAACGUUUUCUACGGACAAACAAAGGAGUUCAACUGCGAGAGCUGCCACAGCAAACUCAGCAUCCUGGCCGAGAGCACGAGGUUCCAGUACAUUCAGCCUCGCACCUCCAGCAAAACAGGUCCGAGUGCCGUCGCCUACAAAACGAUCAGAGACCCAGCUGUGCAGAAAGGGAAGCCGCUGCCCGAUAAAGGAACAUGCAAACAUUACAAACAGAGCCAUCGCUGGCUCAGGUUUCCCUGCUGCGGCCGGGCGUAUGCCUGUGAUGUGUGCCAUGACGAGAACCAGGACCACCCCAUGGAACUCGCCACCAGGAUGAUCUGUGGGUUUUGUGCCAAAGAACAGCCGUACGGUAAUGGGAAACCUUGCACCAGCUGCGGGAGCAUGAUGACGAGGGGGACGCGCACCAGCCACUGGGAGGGAGGGCUGGGAUGUAGAAAUAAAGUCAAAAUGUGCAGAAACGAUCGACAGAAAUACGCCAACACCAACAAAACGGUUUCGAGGAAGGCGGCCAGCGAGAAGAAGUAAUUCCUGAACAACGGUUGUUGUGUCUUCUUAACGUGGCGAAGAAACGGCUUGAUUCGUGAACCCGAACGGUUUUAAUCAUACUGCUGUCCUCUCACAAUAAAUCAUAUUCUAUUGAUUA